UCUACGUGUGGUGUGUGUGCAGUUAUUGCCCAUUGCCUUUACAUAAAGGUGGAUAUUCACCUACAGAUUUAAAAUCAACAAUGGCUCAGAUUCGACAAAACUACCACGAGGAUUGCGAGGCGGGCAUCAAUCGCCAGAUAAAUCUUGAGCUAUAUGCAAGUUAUGUUUACAUGUCGAUGGCAUUCAGUUUUGACCGCGAUAAUGUCGGCCUGAAGGGUUUCUAUAACUUUUUCAAGAAAAAUUCUGAUGAGGAACGAGAGCAUGCGGAGAAGCUGAUGAAGUAUCAAAACAUGCGAGGUGGAAGAAUUUUAUUGCAAGACAUUAAGAAACCAGAUGUUGAUGACUGGGGAACAGGUUUAGAUGCAAUGCAGGCAGCACUCCAGCUGGAGAAAAGUGUUAACCAGUCUCUAAUUGACCUUCACAAGUGUGCUGAUUCACAUGGCGAUGCACAGAUGUGCGACUUUCUGGAAGGUGAAUUUCUCAAGGAACAGGUUGAGUCCAUCAAGCAGAUCGCAGACUUUGUUACCAACCUCAAGCGUGUUGGGACUGGCGUUGGUGAAUAUCUCUUUGAUAAAGAAACUCUACAAUCACAAUCUGCCUAGAAUUGCAACUUCCAGAGACAUACAUGAAGUACUUAUUAAUUGCUUUAUUAUUGUCUGUUGAUUAGAAACAUUUUCUCUCAGGAUUAUUACUUUGUUUUUCCUACCACAAAAUCCUUAAAUCUUGAAAGUGCUUUUAAGCAAAAUGCUAAAUGUUUCAAAGCAAAAUGUUUACUUUAAAAAAAUCUCAUGUUCAUAUUUUUAUCAUUCUUUUAAAAUAUUGUCAGCCUUGUUUUUGAAGAAGCUUUACGAUUAAGGAUGUUGUUCGCAAUGCGUUAGGCGUAAACAAUGUCUGAAUAACUUCAUUUUGAAUCAUGAAAGUUUCUAGGUGCACUCAAUUUUUAUCUUCAUCAGCUUGAAGGCGCUAUCAUUAGAAAGGACUUGGCGCUCACUUUUUUUUUUUGGUAUUAUAGUGUAACCAAAUAAGGACGACUGCAUGAUCGUGGAAUUUUUUCUGGUUCACUUACAUUUUCAGGGACAAAAUUUGCUAGAGCUUUUUUGUGCAUGGGCACAAUUUUCAAGAAAGAUUACAUCAUGGUAUAUAAAAGUUGUUUAACCAAAUUGCUUUGUAUUUUACUUUCUCAGGUUAGAAUUUUACAUGAGGAGAAUAUUUUAUGAGGGCAUAUUUUAAUGUUACCAUUUGUUGAUAUUUGCAAUAAGAUUUUGUGCAGGCUGUCCAUUAAAUUUAGUGUUUAGUGUCUCA
This is a messenger RNA of Pomacea canaliculata, 1302 nucleotides long. Its product is annotated as soma ferritin-like. NCBI's taxonomy places the organism in Eukaryota, Metazoa, Mollusca, Gastropoda, Architaenioglossa, Ampullariidae. Gene Ontology annotation, biological process: iron ion transport; intracellular iron ion homeostasis. The coding region runs from base 81 to 602 and encodes 173 amino acids. Gene Ontology annotation, molecular function: ferrous iron binding; ferric iron binding. Gene Ontology annotation, cellular component: cytoplasm. The transcript has 4 exons. The record is from RefSeq and is a predicted model, not a curated record.